AUGGCCGCGUCAGCUGCUGGUGCUGCACUCUCGUCUGUAUUAAAUAUGAUGAGAAAACAAAGUUUUCGUUCUGAUUUUAUCCCAUUAAUGGAUUAUACUCAAGAAGAUAUACCAGGACGUAAUUUAGAAUGGAUGAAUAAACCAAUUGUUAAAUAUAUAUUUCGUUUAACGGGAUUACUUAGUUUUAUUAGUGUUUGUAUGAAUACACCAAAAACAUUUGAAUAUGUGCGGUCUUUACAAUAUGUAACAUUUGUUAUCGAUAUUGUUUGUGCAAUUAUACUUACCAUUGAAAUGGCAGCAAAAAUGAAAACAAGAGGCAUUCUAUCGGGUGAUGCUCCAUAUUUUCGUGAUCGAUGGAAUCAGUUUGAUGCUGUUAUGGUGCUAUGUGUAUACUGUUCGGUUAUACUACAGAUAUUUGAAUUGACAAAAUUAAUUGGAAGUUAUACAUAUUUUACAAUUAUACGCUCACCAAGACCAUUUAUUCUCGUUAAAGUAUUAAAAACAUUUUUAAAAUUUGAAUUACCAAAAAAAAAUGUAACAAAAGCCGAUUUAAUGAUACCUGAUACCUAUUGUUCACCAACAAAAGAUGGUUUUCAUUGUCCACAAGGAUUUAUUUGUGAAAAAAUUGAUAUUCCACGAAAUCAACGUGGCUAUAAUGGUUUUGAUGAAUUGGCCACAAGUUUUUUUACCGUCUAUGAAGCAGCAUCUCAAGAAGGCUGGGUAUUCUUAAUGUAUCGUGCUAUCGAUAGUCUUCCAUCUUGGCGUGCAUUCUUCUAUUUUAUAACAAUGAUCUUUUUUCUUGCAUGGCUAGUCAAAAACGUAUUUAUUGCUGUUAUUAUUGAAACAUUUGCUGAAAUUCGUGUUCAAUUUCAACAAAUGUGGGGUUCUCGUGGUGCACCAGCCGAUGUCGAAGCAACAAAAGUACUUCAUAAAGCGGAUGAUAGUAGUUUAAAACUUGUAAAUAUAAAUGAAAAUAAAAAAAUGGGUAUAGCACCCGUUUUCUUUCAAAAAAUUGCUCAAUCAUCAAUAUUUACAACAACAGUUAUGAUUGUUAUAUUAGCCAAUACAAUAUUUACAGCAACAAUUAAACAUACACACGAUAAAUCUAUUGAUGAAAAAAAUAAAGAUUUAUAUUAUAAAAUAGAAGCAUUAUUUACAUUAUUUUUUAAUUUGGAAGCAUUAUUUAAAAUGUUUUCACUUGGUUUUAAAAAUUAUAUUCGUCGUUCAACAUUUAAAUUUGAAUUUUUAUUAGCUGUUGGUACAACACUUCAUUUAUUGUUUUAUAGAAGUGUUUUAACAUAUUUUCAGGUUCUUAGAGUUGCACGUUUAUUAAAAUCGAGUCCAUUAUUAGAAGAUUUUAUUAACAAGAUAUUUGGUCCUGGACGAAAACUUGGAAGUCUUAUUUUAUUUACAAUGUGUUUGUUAUUGAUAACAUCAUCGAUUAGUAUGCAAUUAUUUUGUUUUAUGACAAAACUUCGACAAUUUGAAACAUUUCCUGAAGCAUUAAUGUCUAUGUUUCAAGUUUUAACACAGAAAGGUUGGGUUGAUAUUAUGCAUUAUACAAUGGUUGCAAGUAUUUGGUGGAUGGCACCAGCAUGUGCAGGCUAUUUCAUUAUUUAUCAUGUCGUUGUUAGUCUGAUUGUACUUUCAUUAUUCGUUGCUGUCAUAUUGGACAAUCUUGAAUUAGAAGAAGAUGUUAAAAUGAUUCGACAAUUAAAAACACGUGAAGCUAGUACUGAAACACAACAAAAACUUCCAUGGCGUCUAAGAAUAUUUGAACGUUUUCCAGAUCAUCCACAAAUGGUACAAUUUUCACGUUUACCACAUGAAUUUGAAGUACCAAAAAUACGUGAUAGUUUUAUGAAACAAUUUCUUAAUCAAGAUGAUAUUUAUACAUUACCCAUAGAAUUAACAUUAAAUAUUUAUAGUAAAAAACAUGCUGUUAGAACAAUUCAUUUACCCGAACAUCGACCAACUGGUGAAAGUAUGAAACGAACAGCUGUAUCAAAUAUUGUUAGUAAUCAACGUUUGUUAAGUGGUGAUCAAUCACAAGUUCAUCUUGCUAGUAUGAAUGAUAAUAAAAUAUCUGUAUUUGUACAACAAAAUAAAAUUCGUCUCGAUCGAAGAAAUUCAAUGAGACGCUCUGGUUAUCGUCCAAAACCUGUGCUUGUUGUUCGAGAAAAUGGUGAUGUUGCUGGAUUUCAAGGUCGACUACAAGAUGAUUAUGAUAUUAAAGUAUUUCAAUAUAGAAAACAACAAGCUGAAUUGAAACGUAAUCAACAAGAAGAAGAUUUAAGAGAAAAUCAUCCUUAUUUUGAUACACCAUUAUUUACCAUUGCUCGUGAAAGUAAUUUUCGAAAAUUUUGUCAAUUAGUUGUUGAAGCUCGCUAUAAAAUAAGUACAAAAGAUCCAAUUACUGGACAAGAAUCAAAAAGUCGAUAUAAACAAUUACAUAAAUUUCUUGGACUAGUAACAUAUAUCGAUUGGAUUAUGAUUAUUGUUACUAUUAUAUCGACUGUGAGCAUGUCAUUUGAAACACCACCUAAUAGAGUUUUUGAUCAACCAUUAUUACAAGUUGCAGAAUAUACAUUUGUUAUAUGUAUGAGUGUUGAAUUAACAUUAAAAAUAUUUGCUCAUGGUCUAUUUUUUACACCACGCGCAUUAAUUCAUGAUUUUGGUGGUCUCGUUGAUGUUCUUAUAUUUUUGGUUAGUCUAAUAUUUUUAUGUUGGCUACCACGACAUGUUCCACCAAAUAGUCCAGCACAAAUGUUUAUGCUUUUACGUUCAACAAGACCAUUGAGAAUAUUUAUACUUGUACCAGAUAUGAGAAAAGUUGUCUAUGAAGUGUGUCGUGGUGUUAAAGAAAUUUUAUUAGUAUCAAUAUUAUUAGUUGUUCUCAUGUUCAUAUUUGCCAUUUAUGGUGUACAAAUUAUUGGUGGUCGAUUAGCCAGAUGUAAUGAUCGAGAGAGAUAUGAAGAUCAGCCAGGUUGUAAUGGUACAUUUAUGAGACAAUUAUAUGUUUCAAAAAUGAAUUUGGGUGGUACUAUUCCAAUGAUGCGUGUACCAAGAGUAUGGGCUAAUCCUCAUAAUUUUAAUUUUGAUAAUAUUGGUAGUGCAAUGUUGGCAUUAUUCGAAGUAUUAUCAUUAGAAGGUUGGCUGGAAAUUCGUGAUAUUAUUGUGAAUAGAAUGGGAUCGCAACAUGCUAUAUUUGUUCAUGUAUUUGUAUUUAUUGGUACAUUAAUUGGUUUAACACUAUUUGUUGGCGUUGUUAUUGCUAAUUACAGUGAAAACAAAGGCACAGCAUUGUUAACUGUUGAUCAACGUCGUUGGAUGGAUUUAAAAGGACGUAUUAAACUAGUUCAACCAAUGCGUACACCACCACGUCCAGAAAAUAGUACAUUUCGUUCAUAUGUAUUUGGAAUAACACAACAUAAAGCAUUUAAAAAAGCAUCAGCUGUUCUUUGGAAAGUUGAAGAUAAAAUAACUCGAAUAUCAGCAUUAAUAGCAUCAUUAUUUACAUUUCUAUUUCUUGUCGAAGCAUUUAUGAAAUGUGUGGCAUUAGGUGUGGUCGGUUAUUGGCAAUCACGACGAAAUCGUUUUGAUUUAUUGGUAACUAUCCUUGGAUUAGUAUGGAUAUUACUCAAUUUUGUAUCAUUUGGAAAACAAGACAUAGCUACAUUAAAAAUGCUUAUGUUAACAAUUAUUGUCUCAUUUUUCAAAAGUUUUUUCAUUAUAUCAGGCAUGUUUCUAUUAAUGUUAGUAUAUGCAUUCGCUGGUGUUAUCUUAUUUGGUUGUGUUAAAUUUGGUCCCGAACUUGGACGACAUGCUAAUUUUAAAAAUGUUCCUAAUGCCAUUGUACUUUUAAUGAGAAUUGUAACAGGUGAAGAUUGGAAUAAAAUCAUGCAUGAUUGUAUGGUUGUUCCACCACGUUGUACACGCGGUAGUAAUUAUUGGGAAAGUGAUUGUGGUAAUUUUACAGCGUCCAUAUUGUAUUUUUGCUCAUUUUAUAUUAUUAUAACAUAUAUCGUUCUAAAUCUGUUAGUCGCUAUUAUUAUGGAAAAUUUUUCGUUAUUCUAUUCAAAUGAAGAAGAUGCAUUACUUAGUUACAAUGAUAUCAGACAUUUUCAAACAGUUUGGAAUAUGGUGGAUGUUUCAAGAAAAGGUGUUAUACCAGCGAGACGAGUCAAAUUUUUAUUAAGAUUAUUGAAGGGAAGAUUAGAAGUUGAUACGGAAAAAUUAUACAAACAUAUGUGUUAUGAAAUUGAAAAACUAAAUAACGGUGCUGAUGUUACAUUUCAUGAUGUUUUAAAUAUGUUAGCCUAUCAUUCUGUAGAAAUUCGUAAAUCCCUACAAUUUGAAGAAUUGUUAGCUCGUGAAGAAUUGGAAUAUCUUAUUGAAGAAGAAGUAGCCAAAUUAACAAUUAGAAAUUGGUUAAAUAAAUGUUUAAAACGAAUAAAAGCGAAAGAUCAAUCAAAUGUAAUUAAAAAUUUACAACGAAGUAAUGAAUUAGCAUUUUUUCGUGAAGCACAAGCCUCAUCAGAUUCGCAGAAAAAAUUAGAUGACGAGAAACGCACAAAAGAUGAAAAACAUAGAGAAACAACACGACGAAAAUUAGAAAGAUGUACAACAUUACCAACGCCAACGAGUGAAAGUACAAACUAUCGACCACAAACCAAUGUUUCUAAUGAUACAUCAGUGAGAUCAGAUCAAAAAAGUUCAAAACGUCUUCCGACAAAUUAUUCAACGACAAGUGACGAACCCUAUCCAUGGCGUAGUUGGAUAGCGACAAAUACGGUUGCAAAAAAGGAUGUCGAAGUUGAAACAUGGUGGGCAAGUCAAUUUUAG
This is a messenger RNA of Didymodactylos carnosus, 4845 nucleotides long. NCBI's taxonomy places the organism in Eukaryota, Metazoa, Rotifera, Eurotatoria, Philodinida, Philodinidae. The record is from the annotation of a GenBank genome assembly.